Messenger RNA from Fusarium vanettenii 77-13-4, 1059 nucleotides. RefSeq lists its product as uncharacterized. The transcript is spliced from 3 exons. Lineage: Eukaryota; Fungi; Ascomycota; Sordariomycetes; Hypocreales; Nectriaceae. The record is from RefSeq and is a predicted model, not a curated record. Bases 1 to 1059 code for a protein of 352 amino acids. Gene Ontology annotation, molecular function: hydrolase activity.
AUGGAGGUUACCAAGCAAGAGCGUGACGCUCAGUUCAAGGCCCUGAUCGACAUUCUGCAUAGCGUGCCUCACGACAUCUUCAAUGGCUUUGACAUCACUCGGGCUCAUUUUGAGUCUGCGGGUGUUGAGAUUGGGGUAGACAUCUUGGUUCCCAAGAGAAAACGUACGACAGCCAGACCUGUUAUUGUGAGAAUACACGGCGGGUUUCUUACUUACAAAGCCAUUCAGAUUACAGGAUCAAGUCUUUUCCCAGCUUGGUUCUCCAAAUGGAUUCUAGACUUUGCAGAUGAGCACGAUGCCAUCAUACUCAGUCCAAACUAUCGCCUUCUUCCAGAAGUCAAAGGGAGGGACAUCAUACGGGAUAUGGCCAACUUCUGGGCCUGGGUACAAUCAGGAGGUCCUGGACGACACCUUGCCUCAGUUGGACGGUCCAGUAUCGCAAUGAAUUUGGUCCAAACUCUGCUUGUGGGUGAAAGCGCAGGCGGAUAUCUAGCUUUACAGUCUGUGUUGUCAGGGUUUACGAGCCCCAAGGCCAUGAUUGCUCUCUAUCCCAUGAUAGACAUGCAGUCAGCUCAUUAUACAGAACCCUAUCAGAAACCGAUUGUAGGAAUUUCCAACUAUCCUCGGGAAACUGCAGAUAGCUUCAUAUCAGCUACUGCUGGGAAUUCCGCCAUCACGGAGGCAGACCCGCCCACAAGACUGGAUUCUGCCAUAGCCGUGGUCCAGAACUGUCGUUUCCUUGACAUCUUGGGUCGGGAGCCAGAGCUGUUUGUCCUUGAACGCAUAGAAGCGGGAUUACUACAUCAAAGAGAGCCUGGAAAGCCACUUCUUCCGCCAUUGUUUCUGCUUCACGGUGAGAACGACACCGCGGUUCCAGUUGAUGGCACAAGGAAGCUCGUCAACAUACUGCAAAGGUCACACCCAGAUACCAAGCUGCACAUGGCCAUUCGCCCAGGUGAUCAUGGUUUUGAUUUCUCUGCCACCACACAGGAUGUUUGGUUACGGGAAGGCUUGGACUUUGUCACAGGCCCAUGGUUGAGUGAUAAAAGUCGUAUCUAG